GAUGGCUUCGUAUAGUCGUUUCGGAUGUAGUAAUAGUAUGAUGAUUUGUCCAUCUUCUAGUACAGUAACAGAAUCUGUAUCUUCCGAUGUGGAAGUGGACCACGAGGAUUCUCAACCUGAUGUAAGAUUACCGUCACAGCUCAGUUCCUUAACAGCACUAUUUGAUAGGCCAUUGCCACCUCCCACGACGUCGACCAUGAGUAUUUUUUGUAAAAGUAAAAGCCACUAAUAAUUUAUCCUCUUAUUUUUUAUUUUACUGGGUCCGUCCUCCUGCGUCCUCCUCGUUGUGUAUCUUCUUAGAAGCCUCAAGAUGGCAGCCGUUCCUCAGCAUUUGCAAAAUAUCCGAGCCUAUUCGCCAACAGCGAGAGCGGAACUUCGUGCUUUCAAACGAUGGGGUGACAGUUUUUGUGACGGUUAUGGAUAGUUUUUUUAUCACCUCGUGUGGAACAGGUGGACUAGUAUUCAUUGUGAGUGAAUAUGUUGGAUCCCCUUUUGAGUCUUUACCGUUGCUUUCCAAUGAGGAAGGGUCGGUUAACGGUUAGGUUAGUCAGGGCCUCUAGAUUUAGGGCUGAGGAGCUCAGCCUUAGGGUUUUCAGAUUAGCUACGCUUCUUAGACUUAGGGUUUUUAGAUUUGAAGAGGUAGAAAUUACUCCACUAGGACUAAGAGUUAUGAUGGAACACUGGCUCUAAGGCGGAGACGAAUACCCCGAAAUCAACCCGAAUAGUGAGCGAUAAGUCUCAGUGUGGGUGAUAGGAACAGACCUGAAUAUUUUCAAAAAAGAGAAAAAUGAAAAUGAUCAAAUUUUUCAGUCAGAGUAGUAGUAUCACCUCUUAGUCGGUCUGACGACCACCUGCUUUCGAGUGUGAGGAAAACAUCAAAGUUUUUACAUCCGUCACCUUGCACCUUGGCGGUGUGAAUAGAGUAGAGAUACUUGUAGUCAGUGUCAGUCCCCCAUAAUCAUGAACCCGUUCAGAUUCUUACUUCUUGUUGUCCCGUCACCCUCUAUUUCGAAGGAGCGCAUCCCGCAAAAAUCGUGUGGAAUCGAACGAAGCUUCAUGUUCAUUAGAUAGGUUGUUUGGAAUCUACUAGUCGAUGUAAAAGUAGGGUACUAAAUGUUUGAGUCAAUCUGUUUCUGUAUGUUUUUUUUUUGUACCUGGGUCGAUCCACGUGAAUACAACUAAGAAAGCAGAAACUUCCUGGAAUCUUCCCAGAAUCUUCCCGUAUGUUUCCCAUCUUCUCGCUAGCAACGGCCGCGGAAUCUUUCCAGAAACUUACCCCAGCCACGACUGGAAAACUUUCCGGAAACUUCCCAGAACCUUCCGAAAAGUCGCAAAGUAGAUGCAAAACAGACGGAGUAAGUGUUUGGGUCAAUCAGUUGCGUUUGUGUAAUAAAUUAUAAGCGAGACCAACGCGCCCAACAUGGCUGCCUCAGCCGUCGCUGCAACCGGCGGGUUUCUCUCGGGCGUUUGCCUAGCGCCAGUCCGUUUCGCAGGCACAAAAACUACAGGUGUCAUGUGCAUUUCUGUGGUAGGUGUGGGAGCAGUCGUAGCUACUCUCUUGCGCGCAAGGCUGCGGCUUAUUGUUAAGGGCGAUCACACUGCAAUGCGUUUUGCCAGCAGCUGAGAUUCUUCCUAAAAAAGCACUGACUUGCUGGCUUUCUAGAAGUGCACUGAAUACUGAAAACAAAGACAGCGCAUAGGCUUCGUAAUGUAGUACGACACUGCUCUUCAUCUAACAUCAAUCCAGCGAGAAAAGGAAAGCGUUGACACCGGGGCACCGUAGACACAAAAUAGCCACGACACAAAGGUCAACUCCCACAACAAAUGCCCAGCCAGGCCAAUGGCGAUCCCUUUCCCUUCCGACUACCUCAAUAUCCCUGCCGAGACAAGAAGGUCAGAAGGGGAGGAAAGACAGGUCGCUAAGCUGGUUGCCCCAAAAAUCAAACAGCCAGCGAGAAAAGGAAAGCGUUGACAUUGGGGAAACUGGAGUACGUGAAUGUCACAAGCGCACUGAUUAAGGCCUCCCCUAAUCCAUGCUCCGAUGUAUGAAGCAUUUUAGAGAAGGCUCACUUUUUCUGAGAAAAAAAAUAGUCUACCCAGGAUCGAUGGUCUUCGAGAUGGCGUAGGGUGAGCGCCAAUUCAACUGGCGUGCGCAAACAAGAAUUGGGACCACAGAUGCUUUUUUUUAGCACCUUGGUGUAGCCGAUGACUCAAG
Amoebophrya sp. A25 is the source of this 2215-nucleotide messenger RNA. The record is from the annotation of a GenBank genome assembly. Lineage: Eukaryota; Dinophyceae; Syndiniales; Amoebophryaceae.